Molecule: messenger RNA, 777 nt
Organism: Vanrija pseudolonga
Lineage: Eukaryota; Fungi; Basidiomycota; Tremellomycetes; Trichosporonales; Trichosporonaceae
Product: Serine/threonine-protein kinase Nek2
Exons: 7
Coding region: 1-777 (258 amino acids)
Biological process (GO): protein phosphorylation
Molecular function (GO): protein serine/threonine kinase activity; ATP binding
Source: RefSeq, a predicted model, not a curated record
AUGAUCGAAAUUCCAGGGUACGUAGUUCAAGGUCGGCUGGGAGCAGGUGGAUUCGGAACUGUGUAUCGUGCCGAGAGAGCGAAGGAUGCUCAGGUAUGCGCCAUCAAAGUCCAAACAGAAACGAGGUCGUCUUUAGGUCUACGACUAUUCGCCAACGAGAUCGCGACCGUCUCUCAUUUGUCUCACCCCAAUAUCGUAUCUUUCAUCGAAGUUAUCACGCACGAUCACAAAACUCAUCUAGUGAUGGAAUACUGCGACGGUGGCGAUCUGCGAGGUUUACUCGACGACUAUUUGGAGGCUGGCAUCGUGCUCACCUCCACUUCCCUUAGACAAGGCAUGUUCGAGGAGGACGUGCAAUCGAUCUUUCUUCAAGUCCUCCUCGGACUUCACCACUGUCAUGGGCACCUCAAGCAAGGUUCUAUCAUUGUGCAUCGUGACAUAAAACCUGAGAAUGUGCUUCUCACGUCCGGGGGUCUAGUGAAGUUGGCAGACUUUGGAUUGUCCGUCACGCUGAAAGAACAAAAGUCGCAUGCGAUCUCCAUAGAAAUACAGGCAGGACACCCUUACGGCCCAGCUGCAGAUAUCUUCAGCCUUGGGUGCCUCCUAUAUGAGAUGUGUACCUUUGAUAUUCCAGCAGUGUACGCCAACGACCCGGGAAACAUAACGAUUGAGAGCUCUAUUCCUACCGAAUUUUCGCAGGGAAUGCAGGACAUCACCGGUCAUCUUCUCAACCCAAAGGUAGGUGCCAUAGGCAUAAACAGUGCUGGAUUCAAGUAG